Molecule: messenger RNA, 416 nt
Organism: Staurois parvus
Lineage: Eukaryota; Metazoa; Chordata; Amphibia; Anura; Ranidae
Source: the annotation of a GenBank genome assembly
AUGGGCCCCUGUACCCCCCCCCUCAUGCUGUGCCAGGCCCGAAAAUCGGGUUCAGGGGCCCCCUUUUACCCCUCCUCAUGCUGCGCCAGGCCCAUAAUCUGCCGAUGGGCCCCCCGUACCGACUCAUCCCAUAAAGCGCUGCCAGUCGCGCUAAAUCUGUCCAUGGGCCCCUGUACCGCCUCCUCAUGCCUGCUGCCGAGGAUCAGAGAGUGUCAUGGGUCCCUGUUACAGACCGUCCCAUUGCUGCGUGCGAGAAGGCCCUAACUGCCAUGGGCCCCCGUACCGACUCCCAUCUGCUGCCAUGUACCCGUAAUCUGUCAUGGGCCCCGUGACCGCCUCCUCAUAGCUGAUAGCUGGGGCGGGGGAACAAACCGACACUGUGCGCUGCAUGUGCACAUCAAGUUACGGCCCUUGUU